AUGUUAGAUCUCAAAGACAACAUACCUGAAUCUUCUCCUCGGCCUCAUCCCGAGAAACUUAAUAAGCCUCCACAUAGCUUUUCCGAGGCUGAGAUAAGCAAAGCUCGUAGCGAGUUGAUCGACCUAACAGAAGCGGGCUUCAAGCUAUACUGGUUGAAGACGAAGCUUGAUGAGGUUUCCUUGGAGUGGAAGAAAACAAUUACUGAUGGUUCCCGAGAACUCGAGGAACACAUCAAGAAUCUCAAAGUUGAACUGGACAAGGAGAAGGUUUAG
Molecule: messenger RNA, 273 nt
Organism: Arabis nemorensis
Lineage: Eukaryota; Viridiplantae; Streptophyta; Magnoliopsida; Brassicales; Brassicaceae
Source: the annotation of a GenBank genome assembly